UAAAAGUCCCGCACGCUGUCAACAUAAACACGCGGUUUCGGUAACUAAAAGCUGCUUGAAACGCGUGUCCUGUUUGUUGAUCUUCUAGAUCAGUUAUGCAGCUUUGUGGGGUUUGUAGCGAACACGUUCCUAAAUACAAAUGUCCGGUCUGCAGAAUCAGAUAUUGUUCAGUGAGCUGCUUUAAAAGACACAAAGAUGAUGAUUCAUGUCAUCCAGUUAAAGAAUCAGAUUCAGCCUCCAGCAGCAGGACACCAGCCAACAGGCAGGCCGCUGAGCAGCCGUGGGCCGCUGAUGAUCUUCUGGAUGAAGACAGUCAGACCGACAAAGUGCCUUUACACAAGCUUGAGCAGCUGGGUGGUUCAGAGGCGCUGAAGGGUCUGUUGAGGAAUCCUCAUCUCCGCCGGUUGAUGACGUCUGUGGACUCGGCUGAAAAUAAAGCCAAAGCCAUGAGAGACGCCAUGCAGGAGCCCCUGUUUGUGGAGUUUGCUGAUCAGUGCUUAAAAAUCAUCGAACCGCCAGACAACCAGAAUCACGAUGAUGACGACGGCGAUGAAGAUUUCUGAUCGUGUCUAGCUGUCACAUAUGUCACAAACGCAUCAGCUUUGUAAUAACGUAACCUUUGUAUGACACCGGUGUCUUUUGAAAGCAAAGAGUGUCUCGAAGGAAUAGUUUAAUAGUUUGUGCUCGCCCUCAGUUCAAUACUUCAUCAGAUUUGGGGAAAUGUUGGUAAUCAGCAGUGAAUGGGUGCCGUCAGAAUGAGUCCAAACAGCUGAUAAAAACACCGCAAUGAUCCACACCGCUUCAGUCCAGCUGUUAACGUCUUUGGAAGAUGCGUGUUUGGGAGAAUCUAACCCAUGAAGACAUUUUAAUUUCAGACAUUUCACCAAAAUACGAGCGUUGCAUCCUCCGGUAAAACGUGGUGUGAUUCAGGAGGACAGCUCUAAAGAAAUACGUGCGCUGAUUUUGAUGUGAGAGAUGGACUUUUUCUGGAGGGGCCGUGAUUACAGACUCGUAUUUUGGCUUUGAAGUGGUGGUUUGAAGUUCUUGAUGGAUUAGUUUCUUGUUUUCUUACUUGACGGCACCCAUUCGCUGCAAAGGAAUGCUAUAUUUCUCUAAAUCUGAUGAAGAAAGAAGCUCAUCCACAUCUUGGAUUGCACGAGGGCGAGCGCUUUUUCAUUUUUGGAUAAACAGACAACAAACAGACAAUCGAAAUGAACCUUUACAAUAAAAUAGCUUUUUAUAAUUUAGUGUUCUAAA
Molecule: messenger RNA, 1257 nt
Organism: Puntigrus tetrazona (Sumatra barb)
Lineage: Eukaryota; Metazoa; Chordata; Actinopteri; Cypriniformes; Cyprinidae
Gene: znhit3
Product: zinc finger, HIT-type containing 3
Exons: 5
Coding region: 96-563 (155 amino acids)
Biological process (GO): snoRNA localization; box C/D snoRNP assembly; maturation of LSU-rRNA from tricistronic rRNA transcript (SSU-rRNA, 5.8S rRNA, LSU-rRNA)
Cellular component (GO): nucleus; pre-snoRNP complex
Molecular function (GO): protein binding
Source: RefSeq, a predicted model, not a curated record